This is a messenger RNA of Ostreobium quekettii, 756 nucleotides long. NCBI's taxonomy places the organism in Eukaryota, Viridiplantae, Chlorophyta, Ulvophyceae, Bryopsidales, Ostreobiaceae. The record is from the annotation of a GenBank genome assembly.
AUGGAUUCGCCCGGCCUGCGCUGCGUGACCAUUCCCAGCACGCCAUGCCUUCAGAUUCCCGAAGGCUGGGGCGGCGGCCUAGCCUCCCCAAUUGCCGCCGGCCAUGUGUGGGCCCCUUUUCGGGCCGACGCACAAUCCGCCGACUCGCCCGUGGCCUUUGUGCUGACGGACUCCGGUCCAUUGACCCUCCAGCUGCCGGGGCUGCAAGUCCCUGCGGGCGGCUGGGAGGCGGGGGAGUUCUGCCCCGAAGUGCCCACCCUGGGGCGCGACGUCUGCAUGGUGGACGGGGACGCGGCGGUGGCUCUGGAAGGCCCGCUGGCGAUCGCCAUCCAGGGCGUGGUGGGCUCGGACGGCCCGUCCGACUCCCCCGGCAGCCAGGAUCUGGGCAAUUUGAUGACACAACUGGGCGGGGGAGGUUUUCAUGAGGGCGGCCCCGGUGCGGGCGACUGCGCGGUCGCCGGGGAGGACGCCUUCCACUCGGGCUCCGGCGGGGACGAUGAGGAUGCGCCCGGGCCGCCGGUGAUGAGCUCCGAAGAGAGGCGCAAGCUGCGCAACCGCAAGGCUCAGCGCAAGUUCCGCGAGCGCCAGCGCGUGCGGAUCUCGCGGCUGGAGGAGGAGGUCAAGGACCUGCACAUAAGGUGCCACGAGCUCGAGAUGGAGAAUGCCAAACUCGAAAAAGAGAAUGAGGUUGUCCGGGCGGUGCUUGACGAUGAGGAAGUGGAUGCAUCAAGCGGCAACCUGGCUUCACCGGCAUAA